GGUAUAUAUUCAUUAACUGUUUUUACAUUUUUAUUAUUUCAAUUUUAACGAAUAAGUCAACUUUUGGCUAAACGAAAAUUAAUAGUAUUCAAAAAAUGAAAUUCACAAUUGCAUUUUUGGUGUUGGCACUCGCUUUCUGCGCUUACGCCCAAGAAGAACAAGCACCAUUGAGCCCAGAACAAGUUGUUGACCUCGUCAAAGAAAAGAAUCCAAACCUGGCAUGUGUUAAUCUGGAAUGUAGACUUUCCUGCAGAAACCAAGGCUUUAAAUCGGGAUACUGCGCUGCUGGAGCCAGCUGUACAUGUGUAGGACCUUUGGUAGCUUAAACUCGUUUGCAAUGUUUUAGAAUAUUUCAAUUGGCUUUUAUCUUUAGAUCUGAUGAACAAAAUUGUGAUAGUUAAAACAAUGUAAAUUAACAAUCAGUUUUAUAAAAUAAAAUGAUAAAGCAAUAA
This is a messenger RNA of Diabrotica balteata, 452 nucleotides long. Lineage: Eukaryota; Metazoa; Arthropoda; Insecta; Coleoptera; Chrysomelidae. The record is from the annotation of a GenBank genome assembly.